AUGUGCCUGAGCGCUGCCGAUGGCUUUAUGAACUUCGUUAGGCCGGUGCGGGCCGAUGCACCCCUCAUCUGCAAGGGCGACGUAACGGCUACGACCUCUCAAAAGUCCCGAAAGCCGCAGCCGCCCUCGCCCCCCUCCAUGGGCGCAUCCGCGGCGGAGGGGGACAGCGACGGCGACGUCAACGUUGCAACGGCCCACACCACAGGUGCCGCUGGCGAUGGUUCCGAUAAUGGUGGCGUUAGUGCUGCGAAAGAGAUGAAGGCCGAGCCGCAGAGCAUCGGUAGCGACGGCAGCAGCAGCAUCACCACCACCACCACCAGCGGCGGUGCUGAUGCGCGCAACGACGGUGGCGGCAGCGGGCAGGUGGAAAUGGACAUUGAUGGGGAGGAGGAGAAGGAAGGCGACGCGGCGGAGGAGGGGGAUGAGCGGGAGAGUAAUGAUGCGCCGGGCGAGGGCGGCGUGCAGCCUCCACCAAAGCGGCGGAAGAAGGAGACCCCGGAGCAGCCAGGUGCAGGCAAUGGCAGCGGCGGCGGCCAGCCGGGAGCUGACGUUGGAAGUGGCCGCAGUGAGGGCAGCGGCGGCGGCGGACUGUCGAAUGCUAUUCGGGCGGUGACGGUGGCGGUGGCAGAGGUUGCAGCAGCUGUGGCGGCCAAUAACUACGUUCCCAGCGGCGGCGCCGCCGCCAUCACCCGCGGCAGUGGCGGCGGCGGGGGGGGAGUUAAGAGUCCGCAGCCCGAGGGGACGCGGAAGGCGGCUGCUGACGGCACGACGUCGCAAAGGGAUGGCACCGGACUUCGGGGUCGGGGUGGGGACUCGGGCACCGGCACUGGUGACAGCGCAGCGGCGGACAUGGAGGUCGACGAGGAGGACGACGACGGCGAGGCGGCGGCAGAGGAUGAUGAUGAGGAAGAGGAAGAGGAGGAAGGAGACGGCGGCGGGAAGGAGGCGGGCGACGAAGAAGUUGCUGCCGCUGAUGACGCUGCGGCUGCUGCUCCUAAUAAUGAUGACGGCGACGAAGAGGAGGAGGAGGAGGAGCGCGGCAGGGAAGGAGGUUCGGUGAUGCGCCGGGGCAGUGGCCGCGGCCGUCGCGGUGGUGGUGGUGGUGGUGGUGGUGGACGCCGGGGCCGAGGCCGCGGCCGCGGGCGGGGUAGCCGGGGUGGCAUGCGUGGCCCAGGUUAUGGCCGUGGCCGCAGCCGUGGACGCGGCCGUGGCCGCGGCCGGCGCGGUGGGGCUGCGGCCGCCGGCUUUUCCCCCAGGAUUCUUAGGUCCGCUGCUGCUGAUGAUGUUGAUGAUGAUGAUGUUGAUGAUGAUGUUGAUGAUGAUGUUGAGGUCGUUGUACUGGAUGAUGAUGAUGAGGAGGAGGAGGAGGGGGCUGGCGCCGUGCCAGAGGUGGCUGCUGAGGACGAGGGGCCGGCACAGGAGGACGAGUUGCCUGCGGGGCCCGACCGGGAGGAGGCGGAGAUGGAGGAGGAGGAGAUGGGCGAGGAGCUGCCAGCAGAGGUUGCAGACCUUUUGUGGCCGUAG
Molecule: messenger RNA, 1524 nt
Organism: Volvox carteri f. nagariensis
Lineage: Eukaryota; Viridiplantae; Chlorophyta; Chlorophyceae; Chlamydomonadales; Volvocaceae
Exons: 5
Coding region: 1-1524 (507 amino acids)
Source: RefSeq, a predicted model, not a curated record